This is a messenger RNA of Rhinichthys klamathensis goyatoka, 3343 nucleotides long. RefSeq names its product disintegrin and metalloproteinase domain-containing protein 12 (gene adam12a). Lineage: Eukaryota; Metazoa; Chordata; Actinopteri; Cypriniformes; Leuciscidae. The coding region runs from base 185 to 2986 and encodes 933 amino acids. Gene Ontology annotation, molecular function: metalloendopeptidase activity. The record is from RefSeq and is a predicted model, not a curated record. The transcript has 23 exons. Gene Ontology annotation, biological process: proteolysis.
UUUGUGUGGCUCGUGCGCUCAUGGAGAGCUGAUGUGUGGCGCGCGCGUAAACGCUCCUGACGCCCUGAGAGUCUCUCAGAUUUCAGGAAGUGUGUGAAGUCCUCCUCAGUCGCCGUGUGUCUGCCGUCGCUGCUCUAUAUUAUGGUCGUUCUGCCGUGAUCCGCGCGGAUUCCCGUCGGGCACCAUGUCCAGCCGGUACAGCCCGAAGCGUGCGCUCCUGCCCGCGGUCUGCGCGCAUGUUGUGUCCGUGCUGACUGUCUGCUGCGCCGGGAGUCUGUUUACAGCAGCCGCCUAUCCGACUCAACAUGAUACACUAAACACGCUGGAGCAUUAUGAUGUGAUUGAACCACACCUGCUCAUUGGAGGACAGCAGAGACCGGUUAGUCUCAUCAACUCAAUGGGGCACCCUGGAUCACUGAAGGUGCUGAUUGAAGUGGACGGGGAGCAACUGCUACUUGCUUUACAGAAAAAUGAAGGGUUGUUUGCUAGUCACUACACAGAAACACACUACCUGGAGGAUGGAAGUGCCGUCACCACCUCACCGAAUGUGACGAUUCACUGCUAUUAUCAUGGCGAGGUGGAGGGACAACUGGGGUCAGAGGUCAGCCUCAGCACCUGUACAGGACUCAGGGGACUGAUUUCACUUGAACAUAAAGUAUAUGUACUGGAGCCCAUGCAGGAGGGAAACACUCAUCGUCUUUACAGAGGAGAACAUCUUAAAUUCACCCAGGGAACCUGCGGACACGGUCACAAUAUUUCAUACCCAAACCCUACAGGAGCCGUCUUCAGUUCUCACAGCAGAAGGCAUAAAAGAGACGCCCAGAGCAGCACCAAGCAUGUGGAGUUGAUCAUCGUCGCAGACAACCGCGAGUAUCAGAAACAGGGGAAAGACGUGGAGAAAGUGAAACAGAGGCUUGCUGAAAUAGCCAACUAUGUGGACAAGUUUUACAGAUCACUGAAUAUCCGUGUGGCUCUGGUGGGGCUGGAGGUGUGGAGUGACGGAGACAAAUGCUCCAUCACACAGGAUCCGUUUACAUCGCUCCACGAGUUCCUGGACUGGAGAAAACUCAAGCUGCUCCCGCAGAGACCUCACGAUAACGCUCAGCUGAUCAGUGGGGUUUAUUUUCAGGGCACCACCAUCGGCAUGGCUCCCAUUAUGAGCAUGUGCACUGUGGAGCAGUCAGGGGGAAUCGUCAUGGAUCACUCUGAUAACCCCCUCGGCGCUGCGGUUACUUUGGCCCAUGAGCUCGGACACAACUUUGGCAUGAAUCAUGACACGCCGGAGCGCGGGUGCGGGUGCAGAGCGACUGUGGACCGAGGCGGAUGUAUCAUGACCCCCUCCACUGGGUACCCGUUCCCUACAGUCUUCAGUACAUGCAGUAAGAAGGAUCUAGCCGCGAGCUUGGAGAAAGGUGUGGGCAUGUGUUUGUUCAACAUGCCGGAGGUGAAAGUGCUCUACGGAGGCCAGAAAUGUGGAAACGGAUACGUCGAGGAGGGAGAGCAGUGUGAUUGCGGAGAUGUGGAGGAGUGUCUGAACCCCUGCUGUAAUGCCAGCACAUGCACACUGAAGGAGGAGGCUGUGUGUGCGCAUGGACAGUGCUGUGAAAACUGUCAGCUGAAGCCUCCAGGGACUCCGUGCCGUGAAUCCAGUAACUCCUGUGACCUGCCCGAGUUUUGCACUGGCGCCGACCCUCACUGCCCUGCUAACGUCUACCUCCACGACGGACACACCUGCCAGGGUGUAGAUGGGCACUGUUACAACGGCAUCUGCCAAACACACGAGCAGCAGUGCAUCACACUCUGGGGACAGGGUGCAAAACCAGCUCCAGGAAUCUGCUUCGAAAGAGUCAACUCGGCGGGAGAUCCGUACGGAAACUGUGGAAAAGACGCAAAGGGGUCAUUUGCCAAAUGUGAAGCACGAGAUGCUAAAUGUGGGAAGAUCCAGUGUCAGGGCGGAGCCAACCGGCCGGUGAUCGGCACCAAUGCCGUCUCCAUAGAAACCAACAUCCCACUCCAGGAGGGCGGGCGUAUCCUCUGCCGCGGGACUCACGUGUACCUGGGAGACGACAUGCCGGAUCCGGGCCUCGUGCUCACCGGCACCAAAUGUGGAGAAAACAUGAUGUGUGUAAACAGACAGUGUCAGAACAUCAGUGUGCUCGGGGUUCACGACUGUUCGGACAAGUGCAGCGGACAUGGGGUUUGUAAUAAUAAUAAGAACUGUCACUGUGAGGCUCUGUGGGCUCCUCCGUUCUGUGAUAAAGCUGGAUUUGGAGGAAGCAUGGACAGCGGCCCGAUGAGACCGACAGACAGCAGCAGUGUGACGGUGGGAAUCCUGGUGGCGUUUCUGUGUCUGCUGUGUGUUGGAAUAAUCGCGUGCAUUAAGAGGAAAACUCUGCUCAGUCUGUUCUUCAGCAAUAAGAAGAACACCAUCGAAAAACUGAGGUCUGUGGGACCCAACAGGCUGAACAGUCCAGCUCACACACACACUGGCAUUCAAACACACUCGAUGUACAGAACGUCUCCUCAACGUCAGACUACAGCUUUACCACAAAGUGCCAGCAUAUAUAAGCCUCAGUCUCCUCUCCAGACGGUGGGAUCUGUGGUCCCGUCUCACGGUCUCCGCCGACUGCCCCAGUGCCCUCCAGUGCACCUCUCUCACCCGCUGCCACUGACGCCAACACACACACACACACACUCGUCUCCACCCAGAGCCCCCGCACCAGCGCUCGCCUGCCAGAACGUCUGCAAGAUCGCAUUGGCGUUCGAGAAGCCCAGUCCGCCUCAGAAGCCUCUCCCCGCUGACCCGCUGGGUCGAAACAUCCGGGUGAUGCGUAACCCGUCUGCGGUCCGACUCCCAGCUCCUAUCCCGCCCCCGGCCGCCCCCCGUCCCGCUCCAGCUCACCCGCAGCCCUGCAGGCCUCCUCCGAAACAGCCGCCCACGCUGCCGAAGCCCCAGCUCCCAGCCCGAGUGAAGUUCAGCAGCUGAGAGCCGGACUGAGGGAUUUCGGCCCUGGAGACACUCGCUUUUUGCACUAUGAACCUCUGCGGGACACGUGGCGUGUCAGAGUCCUGAUGUGAGGGGUGACCUUUGACCCCCGCGGUGCUCUCCCUCUAAACGGUGCUAUGAGUCCAAGCUCAGGUACAUGUCACGCGUUAUUUAUGUCGGUUACGAGCGUAUUUAUUUGAGCACAGUGCACUGUGGUUGACACUUUCUCAAUCGUAGCAAUCGGUGGUUCGCCCACGUUUACCAGAUUGACCUUUUGUUGUUGUUGCUGUUGUUGUUGUUUGGACCUUUUUCGACUGUGCACCAGCGGAGGAAAGAGAAGACGUGUUAUCUGUGAAC